Messenger RNA from Pseudoliparis swirei, 1402 nucleotides. It is a transcript of the gene shisa3, whose product is annotated as shisa family member 3. The record is from RefSeq and is a predicted model, not a curated record. The coding region runs from base 3 to 845 and encodes 280 amino acids. The transcript has 2 exons. Lineage: Eukaryota; Metazoa; Chordata; Actinopteri; Perciformes; Liparidae.
GGAUGGUGUGCCUGCUGAACUGCCUGCUGCUGGGAUAUCUGACCUGGAAUCUGCGGAUAUCGGACGCACAGGGGGAGUACUGCCACGGCUGGCUGGACGCUAAUGGGAAUUAUCACGAUGGUUUCCAGUGUCCGGAGGACUUUGACACCAUGGACGCCACCGUGUGCUGCGGCUCGUGCUCGCUGCGCUACUGCUGCGCCGCCGCGGACGCGCGGCUGGACCAGGGCGGCUGCACCAACGACAGGGAGGUGGACAACACCGAGUUCGCAGCGCAGCCCAUCUACGUGCCCUUCCUAAUGGUGGGCAGCAUCUUCGUGGCCUUCGUCGUGGUCGGCUCUCUGGUGGCCGUCUACUGCUGCACCUGCCUGCGGCCCAAGCAGCCGACCCAGCAGCCCAUUCGCUUCUCCCUGCGUAGCUACCAGGGCGAAACCAUCCCCAUGAUCCUCACCUCCGCUCCGCCGAGCCUCCGGGCCCCGUCGCGACAGUCCAGCACGGCCACCACCAGCUCCAGCUCGGCCGGAGGAGGCAGCUCCAUGCGGAGGUAUUCUCUCGGGGGGCAGCAGCAGCAGCAGCAGCACGGCUGCCUGGUGUCGGCCACCGUCUCCGUGUCGGCUUCCACCCCAACUCAGACCCCUCAGACUCUGCCUCCGCCUCCGCCACCCCCCUACACGUCCCCACCAGCGCCCAUGUCGGGAGGCAUGCAGCACCAGCUGCCCUCCACCCACACCCAGCUGCAGCUCCACCAGCCCUCUCAGGGCUUCCUGCUGCCGCAGCAGUACUUCUUCCCCCUGCAGCCAGAAGCCUUCUCAGCGGCCAAGGGCUUCGCCGACUUCGGACAGAGCUGACACGGCACCGAGGAGGGGGAACGGAGGGAUUACAAGCUUUAUCUAUAGGUGGUUGGACGUGAGCCGGCAAACACACAACACCGCAAUACGGCUGGUGGUGUUUGGGCAGGAGGACCGGGGACAGAGCUGCACGGCCCGAGGCGUUUCCCCCCUUCUGCGUCACAGGACACAUCACAAGUCAGCAGACCUGUCCGAGGCGGCAGCAGUGUUGGAUCUCGUGCACUUUUAUCGUAAAUUGUCAGCAGUCCUCACUUUGUAUUUUUAUACGGGCUGUUAUUCAAGGUGACGGCUCAUAAUACCUUCCUCUGAAAACUGAAAUGCUGCACGGGCAAAUGGCACCAACACGUCACUCUGAACAUUAUUACUCUUUGAGAACCAGAUGUUGGACACCAGGGAAAUAAGAGUUUUUUGACAAUCGCAUGGACCUGACAGAGGGGAGAAGUAUAAUUUGAAAGAAAUGUGGCCUGUCAUAAAGAUGUUGCACAUCCAGUGUGCCCGGAGCAGGGUUGUCAUAUCGAUUCCCUAAUUUACAGCGAAUAAAAUGUUGCCUCUCCGUA